AUGCCUUCCUCAAAGGUCUUUGCAGCCAUCUUGGCUGCUUUGGCCGUGGCCGACGCCAGCCCUUGUAAGCCCAAGCCUGUCACAACGAGUGGUUCAACCGCUGCUGUUGUGACUACUUCUGGCUCAACCGACAUUCUUUCUUCUACUGCUACUACUGAGACUGCUGCUACCACCACCACUGAGGCUGCUUGCUCUCACUACACUCCUUACACUGAGAUCGUCCCCGCCGAUUGCGGUAAGACUGGUGUUGCACCCAACUGCGCCGACAAGGUCAUUGGAUCUCCUAUCACUGUUACCGACUAUGCUCAGUGUGGUAACACCUGCGGCAUGACUGUUGGCUGCAAGUCAUUCUCCAUCAAGGGCUCUUCUUGCACUCUGUACAAUGCCCUCGUUUCUUCACUCGGAUAUACGUUCAGCGAGGGCUCCGAUGCUAGCCACUUCUAUGACCUCGACCUUUGCUUCGGAUGUGGUGAGGGUACAACUACCUCUGGUACUGAGACUGCUACUGGAUCUCAGACUACUGGAACCGAGACUGGAACCUCCGCUACUGGUUCUGCUACCGAGACCACUGGUACUGCUUCAGCUGGAACUACAACUACUACCGGCUCAGAGACAGAGACUUCAGCUACUGGUUCCGAGACAGGAACAACAACUGCCACAGGCUCUGAGACCGAAACCUCUGGUACAACCCAUGCUACAGGCACAACCGACACUGAGACCUCAGCCACUGGCUCUCAAACUGAGACCACAACUGCUCCUGGCGCUACCACUGAGACCUCAGCUACCGAGACCCUCACAGCCAACACAGACACAACAACAGCCGCUGCCACAACUACAACCUCCGCCGGCUGCACAGCCUACACACAAGUUGCCAACCCCCCCUACAACAACUGCAACGUUAGGGGCUCGGCAAGUGGUGGUGCCUCCAUGAGUCAACUCGCAACCUACGGCAACACCGCCAGUGUCAACGACUGUGCCCUUAAAUGUGCUAACUACCACGAUGCCACCAAGCCCAACGACAAGUGUCUCUCCUUCGCCCUAGACGGGUCCAACACUUGCUAUGUCUACAGUGUUCCUGUUAGCACCCUGGGCAUCAACCGCAGUGGCCUUCCCGCUUGGGAGUUUAAUGAUCUGGAUGCUUGUUACUCUUGUGAUGAAGGUGCUGCUACUACCACCACUGCUGCUGGUGUUGACACUACUACUACUGCCGAGACUCGCUCAGAGACUGGUUCUACCACCGAAGCUGCUGGAUCUACAACCACGACUGAGGUUGGCUCUGACACAACUACCACCACUGCUGCCGUCGAGUCUUCUACCACUGAAGCUGCCACAACAACAACCUCCGCUGGCUGCACAGCCUAUACCCCCGUCGCCAACCCACCCGCUGCCAACUGCGCCGUCCGAGGUGCUCCCCAGGGCAUGAGUGCCUUCUUCAAUAACCUCGCAGGCCUUGGUGACUCCAAUAUCGAGGACUGUGCUCGCAGCUGCGGCGUCUACCAUGACACCACCAAGCCCAGCGACAAGUGUGUCUCGUUCGCUCUGGAUGAGAGCCAUACCUGCUAUCUGUACAAGGUUCCCGUCAGCGGUUUGAAUGUUGAUGCUACUAGUACUCCUGUCUUGGAGUUUUACGACUUUGAAGCUUGCUAUUCUUGUGACGAGGGUGGUGCUACUACUACUACUGAGAGCGGAACAACUACUACUGAGGAGUCGGGAUCGUCCACUACUGAGGCUAUUGUUGGAUCUACUACUACUACUGAGGCUGGAUCUGGUACCACUACCACAACAGCCGCUGGUGUCGAUACCACUGCUACCACUACCACCGAAGCUGGCGCCGAGUCUUCCACUACUGAAGCUGCUUCCACCACCACCGACUCCGUCUGUACCGGCUACACUCCCGUCCCUAACCCUCCUAGCACCAACUGCGCUGUCAAGGGAAAGACCUACAAGACCUACAUCUCCACCGACACUGGUAGCAGCGCCGAUGUGUGUGCUAGCAAGUGUAGUGAGGUCUCUGGCUGCAAGACCUUCGCUUACAAGGCUUCUUCAUCCACUUGCACUUUCUACACUCAAACUGUGAGCGAGCUUCAGAUCAACAACUGUGCUUCUGCCGAGGAGUCUGAGUUCUAUGAGUUUGAGAUCUGCUAUGCUGGUUGCGGUCAGGCUACUACCACCACUGAGGCUGCUGGUUCUACCACGACAACUGAGACUGGUAUUGAGACUACUGCUACCACUACUACUGCGGCCGGUGAGGGAUCUACAACCACCACCGAAGCUGCUGUUGCUUCUACAACUACCACCGAGGCUGGUGAGGCUUCAACCACUACAACUGAAGCUGGCGCUGCUUCAACCACCACCACUGAGGCCGGUGUUGCUCCCACAACUACAACUGAAGCUGCUUCUACCACUGAGGCUCCUACAACCACCACAACCGAAGCUCAGUCCACCACCGAAGCUCCCACCACAACCACCGAAGCCCCCGUCUGCACCAACUACAUCCCCCUCCCCAACGCCCCCUCAACCUGCGGCAAGCAAGGCAAGGUCUCCUGCCGCUCCACCCAGAAGCUCGGCCAGGCCACAUCCGUCACCGACGUCAACGCCUGCGGCAAGCUCUGCGGCACAACCCUCACCUGCAAGACCUUCUCCUACACCCCCAAGUUCCGCAGCACCGGCGGUUACUGCCAGCUCUACUCCGCACCCCUGGCCCAGCUCAGCUUCACACCCUGCAACACGGGCGUCAAGUUCUACGACCUCGAUACCUGCUACACCUGCUCCAACACUCCCACGCCUACACCCCCUGCUACGUGCUCCAAGUACGUCCCUGCGUUUGAGAAGUGCGCCAAGGACACGCACUGCGGCACGCGCGGUGAGAUCUGUCAGGAGGAGAAGAUCAAUGUCGUGGGCGAUGCGUCGUGCCUCGAGAACUGUGCCAAGAGCUGUAUCGACUAUGGCAAGGAGUGCAAGUACUUCAGCUACCAGCCUGCGUUCUACAACAGUGCUGCCAAGUGUACGCUGUACAAGAGCGGCAAGAUCAACAAGAAGAGCACUUCUUGGGUCAAGUUCUACGAGCAGGAUUGCUUCAAGUGCCAGCAGUCCAAGUAA
Messenger RNA from Fusarium proliferatum ET1, 3099 nucleotides. RefSeq lists its product as uncharacterized. NCBI's taxonomy places the organism in Eukaryota, Fungi, Ascomycota, Sordariomycetes, Hypocreales, Nectriaceae. The record is from RefSeq and is a predicted model, not a curated record. The coding region runs from base 1 to 3099 and encodes 1032 amino acids. The transcript has a single exon.